Messenger RNA from Suillus subalutaceus, 258 nucleotides. RefSeq lists its product as uncharacterized. Lineage: Eukaryota; Fungi; Basidiomycota; Agaricomycetes; Boletales; Suillaceae. The record is from RefSeq and is a predicted model, not a curated record. The transcript has a single exon. The annotation marks the transcript as partial.
CUCAGUGUUCCACUCUGUAUGACAACCAAUAUAAUGCAUCUCACAGGCAACCUCAGUGAUCCUCUUCUUGCUCUCUGGCACAGAACAAUGGAUUGUGCACCAACAGACAAUGGCAACACAUGGGACUGGGCUGUCCUUUGUGACAGAGAUGGCUGGAUUUUGCACAGAAAGGCAGUGGAGUCUGCAGGGCCAUAUUUUCCAGGCUCAUUUGAUCAAAAACCUUGGAAUAUCGCUGAGAAGAUCAAUACUAACUACAAG